AUGCCUUCUAUUUCUCCAGUACACACAAGAGAUGCUUAUCGCCGACCGUUGACACCUGAAGCACCGAACGAUGAGCUUUUAAAGCCAAAGAAAAAACAACUCAAAAAUAAACCCCACACUGGUAAAGCCAUUUCGUCUCAAUCACGCUUGUCUAUACAUAGUUCCAGUUUGGAAAGCUCUGUCAAUUUGAUGGAUUUGGUGAAUGGGCCAUAUCAAAAUUUGCAAAGUUUAGGUCACACACGACGGUCGCCCAACGGUGAUUCCAACCAAAUACUCCACUCUAGUACCUUGUACCCAGGGUCAAAUUUUGUUGGAAGCCAGAUAUUUCAAGAUAAGAGAUAUGAUCUAUCAAUAGAAUUGAAAUAUGUCGACUUAAAUCAAAGUUACAUGAAUGGAUAUUUGUCAAUCAGAAACUUGACCGAGAAGCAUCCAGAAAUCACUACGUUCUUUGAGGCGGAGUUGAUUAGCGAGAAUCAUAACUUCUUGAGUAGAAGAGCCACUGAUGAUUUGCAAAUUGAUGAUACAAUCGAUAUAUCUAAUUGGAGCAGAUUUCCUCAUUGGAGGCAGGAUAUUCUCCCCAAAGUCCGGAAAAGUUUGUCGUGUUUGUCAGCUCUUGAUCUAACCGAGAAAAAAGACCCUUUUUUCAAUAAACCGUCUAACUUGUACAUUCAUAAGGAUUAUUUAGAUCAGCAAUAUAUUUACAUGAGAUGGAAGGAAGUGUUCUUGGUUCCUGAUGCAACAAAAAAGUUGGUCUCUGCUUCUUACGAUGGGAUUUACUAUGCAUGCUUGGACCAGUAUACCGGAAACAUAACAGGGUAUUAUUACCAUGGAAAAUUGGAGGAUCAGUUUCUUGACUUGGUGCAUGCUUCGUCCAGAGGUGCUUGCCAAUCUUUUGAUUUUUGCUAA
Molecule: messenger RNA, 906 nt
Organism: Saccharomycopsis crataegensis
Lineage: Eukaryota; Fungi; Ascomycota; Saccharomycetes; Ascoideales; Saccharomycopsidaceae
Product: GID4/VID24 family protein
Exons: 1
Coding region: 1-906 (301 amino acids)
Biological process (GO): protein catabolic process in the vacuole; proteasome-mediated ubiquitin-dependent protein catabolic process; negative regulation of gluconeogenesis
Cellular component (GO): GID complex
Source: RefSeq, a predicted model, not a curated record